Molecule: messenger RNA, 5754 nt
Organism: Phyllotreta striolata
Lineage: Eukaryota; Metazoa; Arthropoda; Insecta; Coleoptera; Chrysomelidae
Source: the annotation of a GenBank genome assembly
CGUACAUGAUUAUAACGUGUAAAUAAGGUGCUGCAUAGGUACAUAACUAGAAUAUAAUUUAAAUAAAAAAUUGUGCUAAUUUAGUGCUCACUAAGGUACAUUUCAUGUGAAGUAAAACGUUAAUAAACUUUCGAUUUGGAUUUGAGUAAACAAUGGAUAAACAAAAUGAGAAUAAUCAAAACACAAAAUCCCAAUUAUCUACCAGUAGAAAACCAGAUACGCUAUAUUUAUACAUUUCUGUUAUAACAGCUCAAUUAAUAUCUAUUGCGUUUGGAUCAUCUAUGGUGUGGACUUCACCUGUACUAGGAAAAUUAUAUUCAAAUGAUACUGAAGUUAAUCCCAUAGGCAGACCCAUAACAACUAUAGAAGUAUCAAUGUUAGCUGCAAUACCAUCAUUUACCAACAUCCUUGGAAUAUUGGUUAUGCCCAAAAUUUCUGAUAUAAUCGGCAGGAAGCGGUACUUACUCUAUGGAGCAUUUGUAAUGCUGCUAGCAGGCGUUGGUUUAGCUUUUAGUAAUAAUGUGAUAUUAAUGAUAAUUACAAGGUGUAUUUUCGGUUUUCCCGCAUCUGGAAUGGUUGUAUGUUUAUAUGUAGCUGAAGUGAGCGAGGAUCACAAUAGAGGAAAAUUCGGUUGUUAUUUCGGAAUAUUCCAUCAAAUCGGACAUUUAUUUGGGUUUGUGAUAGGACCAUUUUUCAGCGUGAAAUAUUUCACAUUGAUUGUAACUUCUCCUUUAUUGAUAUUCCUUGUUAUCUUUACGAUGAUGCCCGAAACACCAAUGUAUUUGUUGGCUAAAGGUAGAGAAGACGAAUGCAAAAUUGCUUUGAGGAAACUAAGAAGCAACAAGAGCGAGGAAGAAAUAGAAUCGAGUUUGGAAAAAUUGAAAGAACACCAAAGGAAACCGAAAGAAGAAAAAGGAAAAAUAACUGAUUUGGUGAAAAAACGGGAGAGCAUAUUAGCUGUAAUAUUAGGUUUAAUACCAUUGCUAACUAAAUACUGUUCAGGUGUUACUGUAAUAUUCACGUUUUUAGCACCAUUUUUUGAUAAGGCAGACACCAGCUUAUCGGGAGACAUAGUAGCAAUUAUUAUAGCUGUUUUCAAAAUAACAUUUUUCCUCUUGACCUCUCUUGUAAUAGAAAGAUUUGGUCGAAGAAAAAUGCUUGUUAUAUCUUCCACUAGUACCGCUAUACCUUUGUUUCUACUAGGAAUUUACUUUUACUUACAAAGUAUCGAUUCAUCAUUAAUAGCAUAUCUUCAAUGGAUACCUCUAACAUGUCUUAUAUUUGUAGUUUGUUUCUUCGGAUUAGGUUUAGGCCCAAUUCCACAACCAUGGAUAUCAGAAUUAGCAUCGGAUGAGCUCAGAGCGGUGACUUCUUCACUAGUGCAUUCAAUUGGCACUGCUGUAUCUUUUGCAUUAACAUUUUUGUAUCCCAUAAUAUCGGAAUUGGGUAUCCAAUGGUGCGUGUGGUGGUUCUGUUUGAAUUGCAUCGUUGGUUCGGCUUUAAUGUAUUUCUUUUUACCUGAAACUAAAGGAAGAAGUUUUGAUGAAAUACAGGAAAUAUUGAAAAAUUAUGAUGGUUCGAAGAAAAUUUGAGUAUUUCUAAAAAGGAAUGUCCAUCUGAAAAAUAUUCUUUUGUUUAACAUAUGGUUUUAUUAAUAUUUCUGACAGGUUGAUAAAAUAUAAAAUGGAAUUUUAUACUGUUAAUUUUACUUUUAAUUUAUAAGGAACUGGGUUCAACCUAACAAACAUUUGAUGUAAAUAUAGGAUUGCGUGCGGAAUAAAAGUAUUAUCUGUUCAUCCAGUAAGGACUACUAUGGAAUAUGAAUUGUGCCAAUAUGCUGAUAUACAAGUAAUACAAAUAAUACUAUAAUAAAUACUACAAAUAAUAUUUAUACACUAAUGAAGAAGUAGGUACAUUACUUAUUAAAUUUAAGCAGGUUUAUUUUGGUACUUAUACAUUUGAGGCUCAUUUGAUACUGUGUUACAUUAUAGAUAUUGUUAUUGUAAGGAAAGAUAAUACGCUUUAGACUUACGAAAACGGUAACAUUGUUGGUUUUAUUUUCUCGUGUAAAUAUUCUAAAGGUAAUAUUAGUUUAAUAACCCUUUUGUUGAAAACUGUUUGCGAAUACAUAACUCAUUAAUUACUUUCAUAUCAAGAGCUUUUGCUCUAGCAAUUUAAUUCCAUUUAUUCAUGAAAAUAAAUAUUUCUUUAAAAUUAUCAUAAUUUAACAAAAGGCAUAAUUCGCUUGCUCGUGGCACCAAGAAUAGAUAUUUUUCAAUAAAGCAUGUUUUAUGUCAGGUGUUUACCUGAUGUAUUAUUUCUAUCCUUUCCAGUUCAUCGUGGAAAAGCCUCACGUCUCUGGAUCUGAGUUAUAAUCAACUAGACAGUGUGCCUUUCGUCGCACUCAAAGAAUCCCGGAGUCUCCAAUGGAUUAAUCUUCACGGAAAUAAAAUCGCCUCGCUGGAAGGCGACUGGUCGCACAUGGAGGGCACGGCAGCUACAUUGUUCCUGGGCGAGAACGACAUUAUCGAAAUUCCAUCCGAUUCGUUGGACCAUGCGGCGAAGAAUGCACGCGGUCUUCGUCAGUUUAAAUCUCUAAUUUGGCUCAACCUGGACGGUAACAGAAUACACAAAAUCCACAAGCAUUCUCUGCCGCCUACGCUGCAAACAGCCAGUCUGUCGCAUAAUCUAAUAGAAACCUUCCCUGCCGAAUUGGUGGCCGCUUUGCCUCGAUUGCAGUGGCUUUAUUUGCGAGGAAAUCACAUAAAAAAUUUACCGGAGUACACGUUUCCCAGGCGACAAUGGAUGGAGAAAAUUGAUCUCGGCGAGAACGUCUUGAAGUCUCUUCCAAAAAUGCCCUUCAAUAAUAGCAUAUCGAUAAGAGAUAUUAACCUGGCUUCGAACGAUUUUAGAACGAUUAAUGCAGACAGUUUUAGCGGUCUCGAAACUAGGAGAAUUAUAUUUUCGUAUAAUCUUUUGGAGAGUAUGGACAUAAGAGCGUUUAGUGGUAUUGAGGAUAAAUUGGAAUAUUUAGAUUUCGAUCACAAUAAUUUGCAACAUAUUCCACAAGCUGUUAGCGAUUUAAAUUGUCUAAAAUAUUUAUAUCUUUCAGCCAAUUUGCUUACAGAAAUACCUGAUAAUUCUUUCGAGAAUUUUUGCCAUAGUCUGAAAGCUCUAAGUUUGAGUGGAAAUCACUUAUCGAUUGUACCCCGUAGAGCGUUGAAUAAUUGUACUAAGAUUUCCCAUUUUAAUAUUGCAUCUAAUGAAAUUAACGACGUAAAUAAAGAGGAUUUCGAAUGGGGAACAAAUAUUAGAUCCUUAAAUAUGGCUAAUAAUCAUAUAACGCAUAUUCAUGCUAAUAUAUUCGCGAAUUUGCAUAACCUGAAGGAGCUCAGUUUAAGUUUUAACCCAGUUCGUUACAUAGACAAAGAUGCAUUUUCUGGAUUAGAGGAUUUAGAGAGUUUAGAAUUAUCGUUCAGUUUAAAUCCUGAUAUUGAAAUCAAUGAUAUAUUUACACCGUUAAAAAAUUUACAAUGGUUAUCCUUAGAUAAUAAUAACUUGCUGCAUUUACCAGAAGAUUUAUUUAAUCCCCUCGUCCAGCUGACUUAUCUAAACAUAGAAUCAAAUAAGUUGCAUAAUCUACCAAAGCAUUUUUUUCAAUUGAAUUUGGAAUUGAAAGAACUUCGUCUAUCGUACAAUGAAUUGCGAUUAAUCGAAUCUGGAACGUUCUCGCAUUUACCGAAUCUCGAAACUGUUACUUUACACGGUAAUAAAAUAAAACAUAUACAAAGAGAAAGUUUCACUUUUUUGCCUCGAAUUAACGUAAUUACGCUUUCCGAUAAUUACAUCACCCAUAUAAGCCAUGAUGCAUUCUCGAAUACUCCCUCUCUAACAAAAAUAAAUUUGCAGAACAAUUUUUUGAAAGAGGUAUCCUUCAAGUUCUUCACUAAUGUUACUAGUUCUAUUUCGCUUAACUUAACCAUGAACCGUAUUUCAUUUUGUACUUCCGACUCGAGAAUAUUAAAUAUGGAAUCGCUCGAUUUGAGUUUUAAUAAUUUAGAAAACAUUCCGAAAUGCCUGGAACAUACGGCUUCAUUGAAGAAAUUAAUUUUAGACUCGAAUCUUGUUAGUUCCUUGGAUCAUAAUUCAUUCAUGCAUUUAACGUCGUUGGAAGAACUUAGAUUGAAAAACAACCGAAUUUCAGCUAUAAGCAAGAAAGCGUUUUUCGGUUUACAGAAUUUGCAGAUACUCGAUUUAACAAAAAAUUCUAUUAGGCAAUUACAUAGUAGCCAGUUUGUUAAUAUGCACAAGUUACGGAUUUUAAUAUUGAAGGAUAAUCGUCUAAGUUAUCUCCCUAGGGAUAUUUUCAGUAACACGCUGUUAGAAAUGCUAGAUUUGGGAAUAAAUUCUAUUAGUGUAGUCCCUACGUCGAGCAUUUCAGAUGUCGGUUUGACCCUAAGGUAUCUGUCUAUGCGUUCUAAUAAUAUAGAUCAUAUAGACAUUACGACAUUUCCUGACAUUGCAUCAUUACAACAUCUGGAUUUGAGUAAUAAUAAACUAACUAUUCUCCCUGACAAUGUAUUCGCCAGUUUGGGGCUCUUACAUUAUCUUGAUUUAAGUUUCAAUCCCUUAAGAUCUAAUUUCAAGGAGCUUUUUCACUAUGCACAAAGUUUAAAGACCCUUGAUUUGUCGAACUCGUGGAUAACUCAUGCCCCUUAUUUUCCAUUACCUAAUUUAGUUUAUUUGAACUUGUCACAUAAUCUUAUCGAAAGCGUAAAUAAAAAUUCGAUACAGCAGUUGAUUAAAUUGAAGUCGUUGGAUUUGAGUUAUAACAGUUUGGAUGGAAUACCGACUCACUUAUGGAGCCAUUUGCCUAAUUUAAAAAUUCUGAAUUUGUCCAACAACCCGAUUAAAGUAUUGCUCUCGGAUAGUUUUUCCGGACUUCCGAACUUGCAGGAACUUGUAUUGUUAAACUUGAAAAACCUGCAGAGAUUCGAUGGACUCGGAAUUUCUCAACUCACUGUGUUAUCUAAGCUAACAAUGGAAACUUGGCCCAAACUCGACCAUUUUUCCGACCAAUUGUGCAAUAUGUUGUCUAAUUCAAAUCAAUUAAGAAUCCUCAAAAUCCACUUCCACGAGAAGAAAUUGGACGACCAACUACUGUGCGUAACAAACAGAAAAAUUCGACUGUUAGAAAUAACCGGUAAAAACUUGAAAACUGUAGAUAAAGAUGCGUUCGCCAGGUUCACCAGGAAUCCAGAUCUCGAACUCAAGAUACACGGCACGCAAAUAGAAGAUUUACCGGCAGGAAUAUUCACGAACAUGUACAGAAUAUCGUAUUUGAGGAUAGAUUUAAGGUUCAAUAUGCUAACCCAUUUAAGUCCGGAUAUAUUUUAUGGUAACACAACGGGUUGGAGGAAUGUCGGAACAACUUUACUCUCUGGCGGUCUUCUUCUGUCGCACAAUCCCUUCCGUUGCAGCUGCCACUUAGCAUGGCUGGGCCACUGGUUUCGACGAUGGAUAAGAGAAAGCGUUCAAUCUCACAAUGUCCCGGUGGAAACCGCCGUGAGAAUGCAACAGAUGAUCAACGAAGCCACUUGCAUAGAUUCGUCCACCGGUAAAGCGAUACCGAUCGUGCAUUUACCGCCAGAAGAUAUGAGUUGUCACGCGAGUGCUCUCAGUAAAUCCCCUAAGUUAAAAAGCACAUCAUUGCUUUUUGUUAGUCUGAUCCUUUAUUUCGAAAUUGUUAGGUAG